Molecule: messenger RNA, 1579 nt
Organism: Temnothorax curvispinosus
Lineage: Eukaryota; Metazoa; Arthropoda; Insecta; Hymenoptera; Formicidae
Product: short-chain specific acyl-CoA dehydrogenase, mitochondrial-like
Exons: 5
Coding region: 228-1466 (412 amino acids)
Biological process (GO): fatty acid beta-oxidation using acyl-CoA dehydrogenase; butyrate catabolic process
Cellular component (GO): mitochondrion
Molecular function (GO): flavin adenine dinucleotide binding
Source: RefSeq, a predicted model, not a curated record
UGCAACUAGUCCAUCACGUAAACACAGAGCUGCACAGUAUAUAACUGACUACUGUAUAAUUGUAAGACUGCUAAUUAUUAAUAGCAUUAUGCAUAAUUCAGCGUGAUACAUGUACGCGUGGGAUGUAUCGUACCGUAUGCGAUUGAUCGUACUCUCGGGUCAAAGUUCGAAAGUACAGUUUGGGACGGUUCCAUAAGUCGAACGUCAACGACAGCACAGAAACAACAAUGGCAAUGCAGUGCUUGAGAUUACUUGCAAACAACGUGCCGAGAGCUACGUGCACUGUCAACAAUGUCAACCGACACAUUGCCUCGCUCUCUAUGCUGCCAGACACGUAUCAGAUGCUGUACAAAACGUGCAGGGACUUCGCCGAGGAAGAAUUGAAGCCUGUCGCAGCAGAAAUUGACAAGAAGCAUCUUUUUCCCACGGAGCAGAUCAAGAAGAUGGGCGAGUUGGGUCUCAUGGGUUUGUGCGUUCCUGAAGCACUGGGUGGAACGGGAUUGGAUUACCUGGCCUAUGCCAUAGCCACGGAGGAAAUCUCCAGAGGUUGUGCGAGCGCCGGCGUUAUAAUGAGCGUGCAAAAUUCCCUCUACUUAGGCCCCAUAAACGCGUUCGGGACCGACGAACAGAAAGAACAAUACAUCAUUCCUUUUACAAGCGGCGAGAAGAUCGGCUGUUUCGCUCUCAGUGAACCGGGUAACGGAUCUGACGCCGGUGCGGCGUCCACCACUGCAAAAGCGGACGGCAACGUUUACACGGUUAACGGCACCAAGUCGUGGAUAACAAACGGAUAUGAAGCCAAUGGAAUAGUUCUCUUUGCGACGACCGACAAGUCCAAGAAGCACAAAGGUAUAAGCGCUAUUGUAGUGGACAAACCGACGGCGGGUCUGAGCCUGGGCAAGAAGGAGGAUAAAUUGGGUAUACGAGGCAGCAGCACUUGCUCCUUGAUCUUCGAGGACUGUCAAGUGUCGCAAAAUAACACCCUAGGCAAACCAGGAAUGGGCUUUAAAAUCGCGAUGAUGACUCUAGAUUCUGGCAGAAUAGGAAUCGCCAGUCAGGCGUUGGGCAUAGCUCAAGCAUCUCUGGAUUGCGCGAUGGAUUACGCAGCCAAACGCCAAGCCUUCGGUCAGCCGAUCGUCAAGCUGCAGGCAAUUCAACAAAAAAUCGCUGACAUGGCUCUGAAACUGGAAAGUGCAAGACUGCUGACGUGGCGAGCGGCUCAGCUUAAGGAUAGCGGUAAAUCGUACACGAAGGAAGCCGCCAUGGCCAAACUGUCGGCAUCGGAAACCGCCACGUUCUGCGCCCAUCAAUGCAUACAGAUUCUGGGAGGGAUGGGAUACGUGUCGGAUAUGCCGGCGGAACGUCAUUACAGGGACGCGCGUAUCACGGAGAUCUACGAAGGCACGUCGGAGAUCCAGAGACUCGUGAUCGCCGCGAAUCUCGUCAAAGAGUACGGCCUCAAUUGAGAUCGCACGACUCACGCACGUAAGAUAAAAUCCUCCAGUAUCUUUCUUUUAUAUCCAAAGAGAGAGCAAAAUAUAUUUUGUACGUAUUGCAUAUCAUAUUAGAUUUUGUAUAU